AUGAGUAGCCCGGCCCUCCCCAAGCUCUUGGACCUGGCAGCCCACAGCCUGCUGAGCAGCAAGGCCCCGGGAAUCCCUGCCUUGGAGGAGUUCACGGUGGACCUGUUCCCCCCACUGCUCACCGCAGCCUUUGCCAGGGGUCACAAACAGGCCCUGAAGGCCCUGGUGCGGGCAUGGCCCUUCCCCUUCCUGCGCCUGGGUUCUCUGAUCGUGCAGUGGCCUAACCAGGACAGCCUGCAGGCUGUGUUGGAUGGCCUGGAAGACUCGCCUUGCCCUGACCCCAGCCCUGGGGCUUGGCCCAGAUCAGAACUGCGGGUGCUGGAUCUGACCCUUGACUUCGAGCAGGUCCAGAGCAAAGGGGCCACAGAGGCCUUGGCCAGGUUCCCCUUCUGGCUGCCGUCCACCGUUAAGGCGGAGGCGUCCCAGCCGGCAGCCGGGCCCAAGCUGGGCGAGAACAUGAGGAGAGGCCGGAAGCAGCCGUGGGAACCUGUGGAGCUGCACAUUGACCUGUUCCUGCGAGGCCCCUUCAAGCUGGACACCUUCCUCUCUGGCCUGCUGAGCAAGGUGGAGCGGAGCUGCGGGGCACUGCUCCUGUGCUGCCGGAAGCUGCACAUCGAGGAGAUGCCCUUCAGCAGUCUCAUCGGCAUCCUGAAGACGCUGCAGCUGGACUGCAUCCACGAGCUGGAGGUCUUCGACUGGUUCCGGGCGCUCUCUGAGCAGAGUCUCUUUGCCACACAGCUGGGCAGGAUCUGCAACCUGCACAGCCUCAAGCUGGCCUACUACCACUGGACCUUCUCCCCUGAGGAUGAGCAGUCCUCCAGCUACUUCCUGUCCCAGCUCAGCAAGCUGGGCCACCUGCAGAAGCUUCAUCUCUCCUACUCCUAUCUCUCUGGCAACCUCCACCAAGUGCUCAGCUGCCUGCAGGCCCCACUGCACACCCUGGAGAUCCGUUCCUGCACCCUCCUGGACACAGACAUCACCUACCUGGCCCAGAGCCUGCAUACCACCUGCUUGACGAAACUGGAUCUGAGUGGCAACAACCUGUCCUAUAUGGUGCCUGGGCCCUUAGAGCCCCUGCUGGCUAAGGUGUCAGGGACGCUAGAGCACCUGGACCUAAACCACUGCCGGCUGAAAGAUUCCCACCUGGGCGCUAUCCUGCCAACCCUGUGCCGCUGCUCCCACCUCAGCUCCCUGGGACUGUCUGACAACCCUGUGUCGCGGGUCGGCCUCCUGAGCCUGUUGGAGCACACGGCCACUGGCCUGCGGGAGCUUAAACGGGUGCUCUACCCGAUCCCAGUCGAGUGCUGUGUGUACCUGCAUGGCCUCUCGUGGGGGCCGGUCAACAAGGACAAGCUGGGCCAGGUGCAGGCCGAGAUGCAGGCGCUGCUACAGGCUGUGCAGCGUACCGACAUGCAGUGGAGCCCCCCGCUGCCCUCGCCCCUGCCCGUGCGGCUGGUGCAGCUUGACUGA
Messenger RNA from Ochotona curzoniae (black-lipped pika), 1470 nucleotides. RefSeq names its product PRAME nuclear receptor transcriptional regulator (gene PRAME). Lineage: Eukaryota; Metazoa; Chordata; Mammalia; Lagomorpha; Ochotonidae. The transcript has 3 exons. Gene Ontology annotation, molecular function: protein binding. The coding region runs from base 1 to 1470 and encodes 489 amino acids. Gene Ontology annotation, biological process: negative regulation of cell differentiation; positive regulation of cell population proliferation; negative regulation of DNA-templated transcription. Gene Ontology annotation, cellular component: cytoplasm. The record is from RefSeq and is a predicted model, not a curated record.